CAUUUCUUCAAUUUUUUGCUUGAACUAGUAGAAAUAUAUCAGAUGAAACUCGGUGUGAGUAACACAUAAAUCAGUUGGUCUAUUAACUGCCAUGUCAUUUUGUGCAACGAUGAAUGAAGAACGGUGUUUGAAUUAUUAUUUUACAUGUUCUUUCAAAAUCUAUAGCCUCUUCGCAUACAUUUACAUAUGUAGAUGUUUCAUUAUAUCACGUAUUGCAAAGCAUACAUUCGAAGUAAAGUACACGAAAGAUCUCAUACAAUCGAUAAAUUUCUCCUAUAAUAUAAUAAUACUCCUACUUCUAUAUUCCUGUCCAAUUAACAAAGUAUUUUAGUAAAUUAUCCAAGCUUAUUUAUUAAUGAUAAAUAUCGAGUAUUGAAGAAGGAUUAACUUGGCCUUAGAAAAUAAUACAUAUUUAAAACAACUAAUCUCGAAUGGUUUCGAGCGUCCUCUUUGACGUUGCAUAAUUCACGCUGUCUAUUUAUUUCAAUAAUCAAACAAUUUCAAAGUAAUCGAAUUAAUUUGAGGCAAAUAUUUCAUCAUGAUGUUAACGUAAUAUUGCGUGGAUGUAUUAAUUAUUGUUUGCGAGAAUUUUGUCUUAUCGAUAAUAAUAGGUUACGUUUGAGUUUCUCGGCUGACGUUUAGAACAUCGAAUCUGUACGUAGAGAACACGAGAUCGAGAGUACGCAAGUAGUAGUUUUUGAAUUGAUUACAAGUAAGGUAGGUAUAAUUUUAAAAAUGUAACGUGAGCACAUUGAAAGAAAAUGUUAUUUUUAUCGGGGAAAAAGUACUGAAACAUAAUGAAAUGGCAGCGACACUGUUGAAAAUAUACGGAAGUUUGAUUCUCAAAUAUCCGAAUCACGUUUCGAAAUGCAAUACAAUUGGAAAAGGAAAAAUAAAUUUUCAUACUACGGCAAAAAAUUUCGAAGUGAAAUGCGACGAUAGACCGUUUUUUAGAACUCGUUUAGCUUUACCACCCGAUUACGAGAACGUAGUAGAUUUUAUGUGCGAAGCGUACUACAAAUACGAACCGUUAAUCAUUAACAUCGGUUUGGCGGGCACGGAAGCGCCACCUAUUUGGAGAACUAUGAUGUUUGAUCAAGUAAAAGGGGGAUACUCGAUUAUUGCCGAGGAUCGAGACAACUGCAUCAUCGGCGCCGCCUUAAAUUGCGUGGUGGAUUCUAGCGAUGCGGACAAAAUGUACUGUUUAGCAAAAUGUUGCGCGGAAGGACCGAUGCGCGAUCUCAUCGAAUUUUUCGGCUUCGUUUCGGAGGCGCCCAAACUUUGGGAACGAUUUUGCGUAAUGACAAUCUUCGAACAAGCUAGCCUAGCAGUAAGGAAAGAUUUUCAAUCAUUGGGGAUCGGGAAAAGACUGAUCCAGGAAAGUUGGCACUUGGCGCGCGAUUGUGGUUUCCGGUUAUUCAGGAUGGAUUGUAACAACAGCUUUUGUUCAAGAAUAUGUCAAGGAUAUCGGUGGGAAAUGAUUUGGCAUAUACCGUUCAGUCAAUACACGAAAAACGGUAAAGUUGUAUUUAAAUGCGUGAAGGAACCUCAUACGGUGUGCCGAGUGUUUAUCGAUCGAUUACAAUAUUGCAAAACUUACUGCCCUCCUUAUAAAGAAUGUAAAUCGCCUAUACCUCCUCCAGAGAAGUUUUAAAAAAAAAAAGAAACUGAAAUAUAUAUUUAU
Molecule: messenger RNA, 1684 nt
Organism: Apis mellifera (honey bee)
Lineage: Eukaryota; Metazoa; Arthropoda; Insecta; Hymenoptera; Apidae
Exons: 3
Coding region: 803-1654 (283 amino acids)
Molecular function (GO): N-acetyltransferase activity
Source: RefSeq, a predicted model, not a curated record